UGACUCAGUCUCCGUGUGGCGUUGACGCGUAACUGUCAAAAAUCCCGCGCGAAUUACGAUCGUUGUUUUUUUAAUAUUUUUUUUUUGACGAUUCGGCAUUCGUAAGGUGUUGUAAAAAUGAAAUACUUCGUCGCAUUCGCCGUUUUCGCCCUCGCUUUUGCAGCGGAAGAGCAGAAGGAGGAGGAAAGGCCGAAGACUUUCAGGAGAUUGAUCCCGGCUGACGUGUUAAGAGACUUCCCCGGAAUGUGCUUCGCGUCAACCCGUUGCGCUACCGUCGAGCCCGGCAACACCUGGGACCUGGCGCCCUUCUGCGGCCGCAGCACGUGCGUGGUGAGCGAGGACACGCCACCACGUCUACUCGAGCUGGUGGAGGACUGUGGACCUCUGCCUUUGGCUAACCCUAAAUGCAAGCUUGACACUGACAAGACCAACAAGACGGCUCCCUUCCCCGGCUGCUGCCCAAUCUUCACUUGCGAGGAUGGUGUGACUCUGGAAUACCCCGAGCUGCCCACACCAGCCCCAGAGGCCGAAGCAGAGAAAAAAGAAGAAGAGAAGAAAGCCUAAAUAAGUAAAACAACCCGGGCAUUUCACAACACCUAACAACCCUAUCCUCUGGGAAAACCAAGCCACGUGAUUGGACGACGAUCACGUGAUAAUUUUAACGCAGCAAUCUGAUUGGUUGAUCGAUUUUUUAGUGAUGGUGUGUGAAAUGCCCUAAACUUUUGCGUUUUUUUUAAAGCGCGAAUUGGUCUCAAAAUAUUCCUUAAAGAUACCAAAUUUUUUUGUUGUUCUGUUGACCGAUAUUUUGCCACGACGUUUUUUUUUUGUAAAAUUACUUUUUUUUCUUGCCGUGUGUGUAUAAUGCGAUUCGAAAGUUUUUUUAUCUGAUCGGUCAUUCAGGGCAUAUUUUCGUGGUUUGCAAACACAAUGCUGUGAGAAUGAAUCACAAAUGAGUUCAAAAGCGAAUAUCUGUUUCCUGUGUUUCAUAAAAGUUACAAAAGAAAAAAAACAGUUAGUUUAGUCAUUGUGACAAUGGAAAGCGUUGUAUUGACAUAAAUGGGACGUUGUGAUUGUACUUUACGCAGUUAGGAAAAAAAUACAAAAAAUGUUCCGAUUUUUCUAAAAAAAAAAAU
Molecule: messenger RNA, 1133 nt
Organism: Trichoplusia ni (cabbage looper)
Lineage: Eukaryota; Metazoa; Arthropoda; Insecta; Lepidoptera; Noctuidae
Exons: 3
Coding region: 118-564 (148 amino acids)
Source: RefSeq, a predicted model, not a curated record